This is a messenger RNA of Impatiens glandulifera, 1262 nucleotides long. RefSeq names its product clathrin light chain 2-like. Gene Ontology annotation, cellular component: plasma membrane; clathrin coat of trans-Golgi network vesicle; clathrin coat of coated pit. The record is from RefSeq and is a predicted model, not a curated record. Gene Ontology annotation, biological process: intracellular protein transport; clathrin-dependent endocytosis; clathrin coat assembly. The coding region runs from base 47 to 1006 and encodes 319 amino acids. Gene Ontology annotation, molecular function: structural molecule activity; clathrin heavy chain binding. The transcript is spliced from 3 exons. Lineage: Eukaryota; Viridiplantae; Streptophyta; Magnoliopsida; Ericales; Balsaminaceae.
AGGAAAGAGCAAGAAUCUAGAGAGAGAAUCUGCGUAAAACGUAGAAAUGUCUUUCUUCGAUACAUUCAGCAAUGACGGUGAACCAGCUCCCAAUGGAUCUUCUGCUCGUACAUUCGACGACGACGAUGGUUAUCCCGGCUAUGAUCCUCAUCCUACUUCUAAGAGCUUUGACCAAACUUACUCCACCGAUGACUAUGUCGGCGAUUAUGAGGAGGUGAUUGUGGAUCAGAUACCGGUGAACGGUUCUGACGUAUUAGGAUUCCGGCCAGAUCCGAACACCGACGACUACUCACAUCAAUCACCAUUCGAUUCGCCUGUUCCGAUUUCCAAUGGCAAUGGUACUAAAGCGUAUAAUAUUAGUGACGAUCCCGAUGGUUUCUUCACUUCUGAUGGUCCUGUUCUGCCGCCUCCUGACGGCAUGCUGCUCGAGGAAGGAUUUGCUUUUCGCGAAUGGCGCAGGCAAAAUGCUAUCAUGCUUGAGGAGAAGGAAAAUGGGGAGAAAGAGUUGCGCAUUCAGAUUAUCAAAGAAGCUGAAGAAUACAUACAUGGUUUUUACGAGAAACGAAAGCUGAACAUACAUACUAACAAGAAUUCAAAUCGAGAAAAAGAAAAGCUAUACUUGGAUAAUCAAGAGAAGUUCCACAAAGAAGCAGAUAAACAAUACUGGAAAGCAAUAGCAGAUUUCAUUCCUCAUGAGGUUCCCAAUAUUGAGAGAAAGAGAGGCAAGAAGGAGAAAGAGAACAUACCCGGAAAUGGAAUCAGCAUUGUCCAAGGACCUAAACCAGGGAAGCCAACUGAGCUCUCGAGAAUGCGUCAGAUUUUAGUGAAAUUGAAACACUCUCCUCCACCUCAUAUGAUUCCUCCACCACCUGCACCCAUAAAAGAUGCGAAAAAUGGAAAGGUUAACGAAAAAAAACCUAAUGAGCCGCCAGUUGCUGCCAAUGGUGGUGCUGUCUCAAAUGGUUCUGCCCCUGAACAAGAUAUUACUGCUCCAGCAGCCAGUUAGCUUGAAGAGCUUGAUUGAUUUCACACCACAAGGUAUUUUUCUUUCUUCCCCUAAUAUUUUUGUAUUUUUUAUCAUUGAUCGAAAAAAAACUAUAUGGUGUUUUUAUGAGUUUGUUACCAAUCAAUCCAUCUUGUCCUUUUGAUUAUGAAAUUAUGAUUAUUUGUUAUUCAUUGAAUUCAUUUUUUUAUGUAUGCUCAUCAGAACUGAGAUUUUUCAUGUAAUGGUAUUGCAAUAUACUGUCUCAAUGUUUUCCUUA